UACUUCUUUCCCUUUUUUUUCAAACACAUAUUUAAAAACAUAGUUAUUAUUAUACAAUUCUCUCUAUUACAAGUUUCCUCAAAGAUGAGUUAUUUUGCUGAUAAUAAAAAGCCACAUGCUGUGUUGAUUCCAUAUCCAGCUCAAGGCCAUAUCAAUCCAUUGUUCAAACUAGCUAAGCUUCUUCACUUUAAAGGUUUUCACAUAACCUUUGUCAACACUGAAUAUAAUCACAAACGUUUGCUCAAAUCAAGAGGUGAAAAUGCCGUUGAUGGUUUCAUUGAUUUUACCUUUGAGACUAUUCAAGAUGGUCUGACUCCAGUGGAAGGUGAUGGCGAUGUUACUCAAGACGUACCCUCCCUUUCUCAAUCUAUAAGAAAGAACUUCCUUCAGCCCUUUGGUGAACUUCUUGCUAAACUUCAAGACUCAGCCACUACUGGUAUUGUUCCACCUGUUACUUGCUUAGUUUCUGAUUGUUACAUGUCAUUUAGUAUACAAGCUGCUGAAGAGCAUGCACUCCCAAUUGUUUUCUUCUCUCCAGCUAGUGCAAGUACCUUCUUGUCUGUUUUACACUUUCGUACACUGUUUGAAAAAGGUCUAAUACCACUCAAAGAUAAGAGCUAUCUAACAAAUGGAUAUCUGGAUACCAAAGUAGACUGUGUUCCUGGAUUGAAGAACUUUCAGCUAAAGCAUUUGCCCGACUUUAUAAGGAUUACAGAUCCAAAUGAUGUCAUGGUAGAUUUUUUCAUGGAAGCGGCAGAUGGAUUUUGUAGAGCAUCAGCUAUCGUUUUUAACACUUAUGAUGAACUUGAGAGUGAUGUAAUGAAUGUGCUCUAUUCUAUGUUCCCUUCUUUAUAUGCUAUUGGACCUUUACCUUCAUUAUUAAAUCAAACUCCACAUAAUCACCUGGCAUCGUUAGGUUCCAAUCUUUGGAAAGAAGAUACCAAAUGUCUUGAAUGGCUUGAAUUUAAGGAACCUGAGUCUGUUGUUUACGUGAAUUUUGGCAGCAUUACAGUUAUGACUCCAGAUCAAUUUUUAGAGUUUGCUUGGGGAUUGGCCAAUAGCAAGAAACCCUUUUUGUGGAUCAUUAGGCCUGACCUCAUUAUUGGUGGCUCCUUUAUUUUGUCAUCUGAGUUUGAGAGUGAAAUUUCGGAUAGAGGCCUAAUCGCGAGCUGGUGUCCGCAAGAGCAAGUACUGAACCACUCUUCAGUUGGUGGAUUCUUAACUCAUUGCGGAUGGAACUCAACCAUUGAAAGCAUUUGUGCCGAAGUUCCAAUGUUGUGUUGGCCAUUUUUUGCUGAUCAGCCAACAAACUGUAGAUUUAUUUGUAACGAAUGGGAGAUUGGAAUUGAAAUUAAUACUAAUGUGAAAAGAGAUGAGGUGGCGAAGCUGAUCAAUGAAAUUAUGUCAGGAGAAGAAGGAAAGAAGAUGAGGCAAAAGGUCAUGGAGUUGAAGAGGAAGGCAGAGGAGAACACCAGUCCAUCUGGUUAUUCAUUGAUGAACUUGGACAAAGUUAUUAAGCAGGUCAUGCUCAAACAAUACUAGAUUAAAGUGUAAUCUCCUCUUGAAUUUGUUUUAUUGUAAAAAAAUAAGAUGCAUUUAGUUGAGGUGCUUGUUAUAUUUAAAAUGUAAACCAUAUAAAUAAUGUCUCAUAUAAUUGUAUGAAAUUCAGU
Messenger RNA from Medicago truncatula (barrel medic), 1670 nucleotides. Its product is annotated as 7-deoxyloganetin glucosyltransferase. The transcript has 2 exons. Gene Ontology annotation, molecular function: quercetin 7-O-glucosyltransferase activity; quercetin 3-O-glucosyltransferase activity. Lineage: Eukaryota; Viridiplantae; Streptophyta; Magnoliopsida; Fabales; Fabaceae. The record is from RefSeq and is a predicted model, not a curated record. Bases 85 to 1542 code for a protein of 485 amino acids.